CAAAAAACUGGACUGUGCGCUAAAUUUAAAUCGAUGAAAAAUUCACAUAUUUCCAAAUUGUAGUAAUAAUAAGCAGAUCUCUUAAUGCUUGCACAUACAGCAUAUAUGUUCUAUAUUUGAACGUACGUUCGUUUUACGUCAUUCGGUAUUCGGCUUUUCAACAGUAAUCGUCAAUAAGUUUAUUUACUUGUAAAAAAAUGUUGGUAGUGAUGAGCCAUUGGAGUUAUAUUGCUUUAUUGCUGUUGUGUGUAGCAGCAACAUUACAAUCCAUUGAAUCCAGUAAAUAUGCAAGCAAGCCUUUUUCUCGACACGAUAAAUGGACGCAAACUUUUAAUGGAGAGUAUAUCCCGAUCCAAUUUUAUAAUGCUAUGAGAUCAGCGGAGGCCUCUAAGCAAUCAUUACAAAACCAACUAAGAAAUUUUUUGGAGCAAUUACAAAAAAAUCUAACGACGUCUACUUUGCUAUCUCUCAUAGACAAUACCCAACAAAAUACAGAGCAUCAAUUAACAAAAUUAUAUGAAUUAUCGGUGUUUUUUUAUACAGCGGCCGACGUGGCUAGAUUUUUUGCCCGAGAUUCUGAGAUUUUCUUCGAAAUUGCCAAGAACUCAAGUUAUACCCUGUUGCUACAGCUUCGCCAAAUUCCAGCAACUCAACCUACUGCUAUUAAAUUACUACUAACCAAUUAUUUUGCGGAAAUGGAAUUUUUUCAUGUAAUGUUUUCCGAGGUUAUUGACGAAGCACUGGAAUACACACAGAACAUAUUAUUCGCGACUCAAAAGACCUUUACAUACUACGCAGAUGUUCAACGAUUUAUUUUGCAAAACUGGAAAUUUAAGUGUGAUAUAGGCUGCUGUAAAGAAUACAUGGAAUUUUCCCAACUUUAUUCGUCCCAAAUCUUUAAAUGUGCCGCCGGACACGGUCUUGACGUUGCAUUUGACGUGUUCGCCAUGACUGAGCUUACUAGCAAAUAUGUUAUGCGGCAGCUUGAGUUUCGGAUUCAACGACUCUUCAACUGUUUUUAUUUUGGAAAUUAUGAAAUUCGAUGUAAAUUUCUUCAAAAUGCUGAACGUGACUUUGAAUUAUUAUUUAGUAAAAUUGAGGAGUUGGAAAUAUUUUUUGACAUUAAAAUAAAAAAUGGUCGCGUUUCAGCACUUAGAGUGCGACGUCAAGCUCAAAUUGAAGAAGGUGUGUUGACUGGAGUAAAAUCUUAUGAUGCUUGCAUACCUCAAGACUUUCCACAUAGUCAAAUGCAUCAGAGCUUAAAGCGAUGUUUUUAUAAUAUAAACGAAUAUUAAUAAUAUCGUAAUGCUUCGAAAGAAUCAACUUUUCUACCACCAAUUCAGAAUUACCUUACAAAAUACAUACAUACAUCAAUUAUAAUUUCAACAUGAUUUCGCUUGCUUCAAAAUAAACAUACUCGUUGCCUGAUAGUACUUCCUGGCGAGAGUUUUAUUUUGAGUACUUACGUUCUUAUUGCUGUCAAUAAUGUACAUUUACAAAAAAUGGGGAAAACAUUUUUUAUGCGGUGAUAAUAGAUAUUCUUUCCAGAAUUUCACGUUAUUGGCAACUGAUAUUACACAGUUGAUGUUUAAUAGAAUUUAUGUAAACAGCAAACAUCAUCAAUGUAGUUUUUGCAAUAUUGCAGAAAAUAUUUUAUGUACUAACUAUUUGUUAUACUAUUUUAUUUACUGACAUUUUCAACCAUGUUAUUUUAUUCCCAACAAGUCGUGAUUGUUCAUUUACAAAUUCGGAAGUCUUACGAUGAAUGCGUACAAGGAACAGGCAUACAGCAUAAAUAAAAACGUAUCGAUAAUGCACAGAGCAUAAUAUUUUUAUUAAGUUUUUGAUUUCAAAAAUAAAUUUAAAUAUAUUGAGUGCGAAAAAAAAACAUGAGGCCGAGAAUCUGCUUUAAACUUGUAUUGAAAACCCAAACAGAAGAAAGAGCAGGUGACUUCGACACGCCAAAGAUAAAAUCCCUCUCUAGCCCUCAAAAAGAAUACUUAUUAAAGAGCUUAAUGCUAUACUAGACCGAUAAUAAUAAAAUAUGCUUAUAUAUAAGGGUCACGGUAACACUAAUAAAUCCCGGGAUUUGUCUAGCUAUACUGAAAACAAAAAUCUUGUUGUUGUUACAAGAACUUACUUUUUAAUUGAUCGUUGUUCUGGCUGCACAAAAUAAAACACGAUUUAAAUGCGAUAUGUUUAUGACUGAGACUUGUUUUCGUAGAUACAGACGUAAACCGGGCACGCCUUUGUAUAUGCAUAUGUAUGUAUGUAUAUCAACUCGGUUAUUGAUUCUGCUUAAAAGUAUACAUACAUAUAUAAUAUAUUAAAAAUAUAAAUAUGUACAAUUUAUGGGUUCGGGGACGUUUAUAUAAUACGCAAUUAGUACCAGCACAGAUUUUUUUCCUACGAUCAUUUUCAAUAUAUCAAUAGAAUUUCUGAACUCCUGCACUAUACAAAAUGUGCAGUGCGCCCAGAAAAACUACAUAUGUUACAACGCAGCACAAUAAGUAUACUUCUUUGUAAUAAAAAAUCGAGGACUUAUUUAAUAUUUGUAAAUAAUAAAUUCAACAUUUUACCGACCUGGGUUUAGCAUAUAUCCCAUUAAAACAA
Molecule: messenger RNA, 2613 nt
Organism: Drosophila virilis
Lineage: Eukaryota; Metazoa; Arthropoda; Insecta; Diptera; Drosophilidae
Source: RefSeq, a predicted model, not a curated record